AUGGGUUGUUUAGCGGAAGAUGGCCGAACACCUCGGUGCAAAUACCAGCUGACACUUGGCGAAUUAUCUCCGCCAGUGGCAGAGUGGGAUGGAGAAGCAAAGGCGAACUUGGUGAAUGUUGUUAGCACGACCUUGGGCAGUUCUGGUGGAAUUCUUUGCUUUUGGGAUUCGUCCAAAAUUCAAGUGAUCGAUUCUUUGAUUGGUCCUUAUUCUAUUACCCUCUCGUGCAAAAAUCUUUCUAAUUCUUUUGAGUUGGUGUUCACAGGAGUUUAUGCUCCUUGUGCUAACAAUACUGAGGAAGUAAAGCUGUUUUGGAGAGAGAUUGAAGAAACUAGACGCUUCUGGGACUACCCCUGGGUAAUCGGAGGAGAUUUUAAUGAGAUCCGUUUUACUCAUGAAAGAUCUUCAGGUGAAGAAUCAACAAUUGGUAUGAGAAAAUUUAUCUCAAGACACCAUCUUUAUGAUUUGUCUUUGAUUGGGGCACCUUUUACUUGGACAAAUAAUCAAGUCCAAAGUAUUAGGAGUAGAAUUGACAGAAUUUUAUUAUGUCCUGUUUGGGAAUCUGUUUACCCUCAAGCAACUCAACAUGCUAUUGCUCGUCCUUGUUCUUAUCACAAUCCGAUAGCUCUGGUAGUGUUGGUUUUGUUUUUUUGCAAAAAGCUGCAGCUUCUUAAACAUCAAUUAAGAAUUUGGAGCAAAAGGGAGUAUGGAGAAGUUGAGAGAAGAUUAGAGGAGCUGGAGGAUACUGCUUUUGUCAAGAAAAGACAAAUUCAUGAUGGGGUUUUAAUAGCCAAUGAACUUAUUGAUUCAAGAAUUAGGAGUGGGAAGCCAGGUUUUCUUCGUAAAGUUGACUUUGAGAAGGCUUUUGAUCAUGUUAACUGGAUUUUCUUGGAUGAUAUGUUCAAGUUGAUGGGUUUUGGUGAAAAGUGA
Papaver somniferum (opium poppy) is the source of this 930-nucleotide messenger RNA. RefSeq lists its product as uncharacterized. The transcript is spliced from 5 exons. Bases 1 to 930 code for a protein of 309 amino acids. The record is from RefSeq and is a predicted model, not a curated record. NCBI's taxonomy places the organism in Eukaryota, Viridiplantae, Streptophyta, Magnoliopsida, Ranunculales, Papaveraceae.